Paramisgurnus dabryanus is the source of this 6800-nucleotide messenger RNA. Lineage: Eukaryota; Metazoa; Chordata; Actinopteri; Cypriniformes; Cobitidae. The record is from RefSeq and is a predicted model, not a curated record.
AAGAUCGAUUUAUUAUGCAGGUCUGGAUCAGUGAUCUCUUUGUAAUUGAGACUGAGCAUUUUAAUUAUGAAGAUCUUUGCACAAAUAAUAAAAGGAUAACAUGAAAUCAUAUUAUAUGACCCCCUUUAGCGUAUACUGAUUGUGUUUGAGAUUAUUCUCAAGUGUUCAGCACUGCUUGCUACUUGUUUGACUUCAUGCGGUGCCGCAUGAACAGACAGGCGAAUGACCGCGAGAGCAUUUCGAUAGCAGUCCACUUUGUCUGAAUUCUCAAAUCACUCUUGUUGGAUUUUGUUGUCAUCUGCUUCUCAGUUGUUGUGGAGCCACAUGAAGUCGAGCAAGCCUGUUGUAUCAGUCACUGUUUAGAUCAACGUAGCAGUCAAAAACAAGACAUGGGAGGUCACAUACAGGACAAAAUCAAUGAGACCCAAAAUACGGACAUCCCGACUAAUACGGGACAGUUGGAAACCUAGCUAGAGGGCCUUUUCUGCUUGAAGCCAUCUGUUUACAGCCAAACGGUUGACCACUGUGUGUGUAUAUGUGUCCUGUCACAAAACUCCCACAUAUUGUAUUUGAAAUGCGUGUAGGUCAUGAUGCACUUUGAUAAUGAAGCUAAAAUAUGAAUAUGAAUUUGAUUUGUGUUUACUUUGAUUAUGACUUUAGCCAAAUAAGAGUAAUUAAAAACCACUGUUUACAUCAUAGUUUCGCAGUAUUGUUAUUUGAAUAUUGUUGUGCAUGUAAACAUUGAAACCCACUUGUUUUAGCCACUGAUGCUCCACAUCACAGCAGCACAUCAAACUGCUAACUUCACAACCAGAAGAAAUGAACAGGAGAUUUUGUGUCAUUUGAGGUUAUCAACAUAUAAACAUGCUUUUCACACUGGAAAAGUUAACACCAGGUUAUUCUAAACCCCGGGUUAACGGAAUCCUGGGUUAUCUGUUUCACGUGUCACACUGUUCGUGCUUAACCAGGGGUUAAGAGAUAACCCUGGGUAUUCAUAAUCUGAAGUUACACAUUGUGUAUUCCUAAACCCUAGGUCAGGUGUCUUAAACCCUGCUCAUACACCUGUCUGUAAUUAUCAAGCAACCCUGAACACCUUGAUUAGCUGUUUCAGCUGUGUUUAAUUUGGGUCAAAAGUUAUUAUAUUAUAUUUUUUACUUUAUUUGUUUAAAAAAGCUUUGUUGCAUGUUUAAUUUUUAUUAGGUAAUAAAAAAGACAGUCCAAUAAGAUAUUGUAGGUGGAGCAGUAAAUGUUCUCAAGAAACAGAGCUUUCAUUAAGCUGUUUUGUUGUAUGUAUUAAAUGUUUUUAAAAGCACCUUCCAUCAAUUAAUUUCCAUGUGGAUUUGUCUACAUUUAGAGGAAUCUCUCUGUAAAUAGCAGUUGUUUUGGACAGUAGCACGAGGUGCUGUGCUGAUCCCCUUAUCUGUGGCGUAACAGCAACAACACUAAGCUGUGUUCAUACAGCGCUGCGCAGAUCGAACAAGAUAUGACAUCACAGUACCGCGAGAUCAAACUUUCUCAAUACGUGCUCUAAUCGCUCACGCGAUACUUCAACGUGACAUGCUUUCGGCCUUCCUAUCAACGACACUUUUACUACGCAAGUCAGCAGCAGUGGAUUCGUUUCCCCGGAAAUGCAGACACGUGAUAAUGACAUCACCGCUGUUAGCCCCAAUUUCCCGCGAAACAGACUACACGCGCCCAUUAAAGGAGGAAAGUCAUUGCAUGUCACUGCAGUCGCUAUGAUGCUGGGUAUACCAAGGCAGAAAAAACGAAAAAGACCUCAACAGGAUGCUGAGCAUCACAUUACUUGUAAAACAGACAAGCCUGAGCUUUAUGAGCAAGUUAUCAGCAAAUAUAAAGGACGUGGAGUUUUCACCACUGAAGCAUUUUUUAGAGGUGAUUUUGUCCUUGAAUACAGAGGUGAACUUCUGACUUCAGAGGAGAGCCUUGAUCGAUCUAAACUCUACAAUGACGUUGAGAACACAUUCUUGUUUGAUUUUCAGUGGCAUGGCAAAAAUUGGUGCAUGGAUGCAUCCAAGGAAGAUGGGUCCUUGGGAAGACUUGUAAAUGAUGAGCACAGAAAUCCUACAUGCAAAAUAAGAACUGUUGAAGUGAACAAAAAACCUCAUCUGUGUCUUUUUGCUGUACGAGAUAUUCAACCAGGAGAAGAAAUCACUUACAGUUAUGGAGAUUCAGAUUGGCCUUGGCGAGCUAAGGUAUCAUCAACAGAAUCCAGUGAUAAAAGUCCAGUCAGCAGUUUGGAUUUGCAGAAAUUGUUCCAUCAGGCUCCUCCUGUUUCCUCAUCUGCCCUGUAUAAGGUGUACAUCAAUGAACCACAUAAGCAAGUUGAGCCACAACAGUCAGGCAAAGCAAGAACAUCAGAGGAUAAAAUGAAACUCAAAGAUUGCCAUGAGCGCUUUAACAGAGCACAAAUUAAAACGAAAAAGACUGCCAUAGAGCAAUCACAAGAAUAUUUCAUGCCCUCAUCACCUGUGAAGACCACAUCCUCGUCCUCUUCUCCUGUGCAGCCCUCAUCACCUGUGAUGACCACAUCAUCUUCCUCUGCACUUGUGCAGCCCUCAUCACCUGUGAAGACCACAUCAUCGUCCUCUUCUCCUGUGCAGCCCUCAUCACCUGUGAAGACCACAUCAUCUUCCUCUGCCUUUGUGCAGCCCUCAUCACCUGUGAUGACCACAUCAUCGUCCUCUUCUCCUGUGCAGCCCUCAUCACCUGUGAAGACCACAUCAUCUUCCUCUGCCUUUGUGCAGCCCUCAUCACCUGUGAUGACCACAUCAUCGUCCUCUUCUCCUGUGCAGCCCUCAUCACCUGUGAAGACCACAUCAUCGUCCUCUUCUCCUGUGCAGCCCUCAUCACCUGUGAAGACCACAUCAUCGUCCUCUUCUCCUGUGCAGCCCUCAUCACCUGUGAAGACCACAUCAUCUUCCUCUGCCUUUGUGCAGCCCUCAUCACCUGUGAUGACCACAUCAUCGUCCUCUUCUCCUGUGCAGCCCUCAUCACCUGUGAAGACCACAUCAUCGUCCUCUUCUCCUGUGCAGCCCUCAUCACCUGUGAAGACCACAUCAUCGUCCUCUUCUCCUGUGCAGCCCUCAUCACCUGUGAAGACCACAUCAUCGUCCUCUUCUCCUGUGCAGCCCUCAUCACCUGUGAUGACCACAUCAUCGUCCUCUUCUCCUGUGCAGCCCUCUACACCCUUGCCCUGUGCUGCUUCCACCCCUGUGAUUUCCUCAUCAAAGGUGUCUGAGACACUGUCUUUAAUGGAGAUGCACUCAUUAAGGCAAUCAAGAAAAAGACAGUAUUCUGGGAGUGCCUACAGUGAUUCAGAUGUUACGGAUUACAGUGAUGUUGACUACAUACCCCAGUUCAGCUCAGAUGAAUCAGAUGGAAGUGCUUCUGGACAAAGCAAGGCUGAAAGGAGUUCAGAUGGAUCAAACAAUAAGUCUGAAUGUAGUGAUCCUAGACCCAACAAACGUUUAAGACAUACUAAAUCACCCCUUUCAAAAAGGAAAGCUGAAGAGGCAGGUAUUUCAUCUGCCAAUUGUAUGACAGCAAUGUCAUCAAAAAGGAUGAAAUGCCAAACUGAAGAGACCGAAACCUCCUCUGACAAAAAGACUUUGGUUCAGUCAAUGCCAUCACCACAAAAAAAGAGCAGGUCAUAUAACAAAAAACAGUAUUGCCUUUAUUGCUCUAAGCCAUAUGCAAAAAUGGCAAGACACCUUGAGUUUGUACAUCGCAAUGAAGUAGAGGUUGCAAAGGCUGUAGCUUUCCCAAAACGUUCCAAAGAACGAAGAGUCCAGUUAAACCUUCUUAGAAAAAGGGGCAACUUUGCCCACAACACAGAUGUGGUGAGAAAAGGGGAAGGUGAGAUGAUUGCCUGCUACCGUCCAAAAAAGUGCAAAAACCCCAAAGAAUUUAUCCACUGUAUUCACUGUCAAGGCCUUUACAACAAGCUCAGCCUAUGGAAACACAUUAAAAACUGUCCACUUAAACCGAAGGAUGAUGAAGCUCAGGGCAGAAAAAGAGUAAGAUCUCUUUGUGCCUUAAAAACACCUGUUGGCUUAGAGGUGAGUAAAGGUUUCAAGAAAGUACUUUCCCUGAUGAACUAUGACGAAGUUUCACGGGUGAUUCAUAGUGACAGAUGCAUCAUGCAACUGGGAGAGCACAUGUUUAACAGGAUGGGAUCUGAUGUGACCAAACAUGACUACAUCCGACAGAAAAUGAGAGAAGUUGGCAGACUUCUUCUUGAAGCAAGAAGGAUAACCCCACUGAAAACAAUGGAGGACUUCAUGAUACCAGCAAACUUCAAACAUGUCAUAUCAGCUGUGAAAGUUGUGUCUGGCUUUGACGAAGAGAAGAACUCUUACCGCAUUCCCUCUUUAGCCCUCAAACUUGGACAUUCUUUAAAAAAGAUCUGUAGCAUUGUUGAAAGUAAUGCGAUGAUGUAUGGAGACCAUGAGCGUGCGGAGUGUGCUCGAGACUUCAGAAAAGUACACGAAGCAAGGUGGAAUGAAUACAUUUCUGCUGGUGCUAUAACUACAUUGAAGGAAGCCAAGUGGAAUGCACCACAGAUCAUUCCUUUCACUCAGGAUGUCAAAGUCCUGCACGCACAUCUAGAAAAGAAACGGGAUAAAUUCCUUAAUAAACUUAAAAACUGCCCCUCUGCAGACAGCUAUGCUGCUUUGGCCAAAGUCACACUCUCCCAAGUUAUCCUGUUCAAUAGACGAAGAGAAGGUGAGGUGUCACGGAUGCUUUUGUCAGCUUUUCAAAGCCGGGAUUCUUCUGAGCUGCAUGAAGACAUAGCCAUCUGUCUUUCUGAGUUCGAGAGGAAGCUGUGUAAACACUUUACCAGAGUAGAGAUCCGUGGUAAGCGAGGGAGAAAGGUCCCUGUCCUCCUCAAACCUUCAUUGGUUUCUGCCAUGGAGCUGCUUGUUGAAACACGUGAGGCUUGUGGUGUCCCAAAUGAGAAUCCUUUUAUGUUUGCCAGAUCUGGUGCAAUGUCUGCCUACAGAGGAGGAGAGUGCAUAAGUAAAGCUGCUCGUGAAUGUGGCAUUAAGAAUCCUGAAGCUCUUUCCUCAACCAGGCUCAGGAAACACAUAGCUACCAUGUCAAAGAUUCUCAACCUUGAUGAAAAUGAAGCAGAUCAACUGGCUGAUUUUCUCGGUCACGAUAUAAGGAUCCACAGACAGUAUUACCGGUUACCAGAGGGGACAUUGCAGCUGGCAAAAAUGAGUAAGGUCUUAAUGGCAAUGGAGAAAGGAACACUGUCAAGCUUUAAAGGAAAGAGACUUGAUGACAUUGAAAUCGACCCAAAUGAGCAACUUGAGGCUGAAGGUGAUACAAUGUCAAGUGAUGAAGAGGAUUGUAGUGACCUACCUCAGACAACAUCACCAGUACCAGCAGAGACUGAUCAACCAUCUGCUUCACAGAAAGAUCAAGGUUCAUCAAUACCUUCGAAAAGAAAAUGGGAAGAAGUUGAGGUAAAAGCUGUUGAAAAACACAUGAUGAAGUUCAUAAAGACAUGCAAAGUUCCUGGUAAGCAAGACUGCGAGAGAUGCAUUCACGCAGAGCCAGAAGCCUUGAAGGAACGUACGUGGACUGGUGUGAAAAAUUAUGUGCGAAACAGGAUCACCACUUUAAAAAAACAGGGUGGAUUAUAGGGGAGCAAAUUAAAAACACUUUUUUUCUUUUUACUGUAAUAAACAGAGCAUGGUGAGGAAAAGUUGCCAUGUUACAAAAACAUAAAAUAAUGUAUCCUUUUCUAGAAUAACUUUUUAACAUGUUUAGGGCUUCAAAAUGAUGAAUUAUGACUAAUCGUUUGCAGAAUAAAAGUUUUUUUUUACAUCAUAUGUGUGUAUACUGUGUAUAAUAAUUAUCUAUAUAUAAAUACACACACAUGCAUGUUUAUAUUUAAUAAAUAUUUACAUGUGUAUAUACAUUUUUAUGUUUAUAUGUAAUUUAUAUUAUAUAAACACUUAAAAUAUAAAUAGAUUUUGUUUCUUCAAAUUAUACAUUCAUGUGUGUGUAUGAGCUACAUAAUUAUUAUACACAGUAAACACAUAUAUGAUGUAAACAAAAGCUUUUCUUCUGCAAACGAUUCAUCAUUUUGUAUGUUUGUAAUAUAUAAUAGGUUCCUUUCAGACAAACUGUCUUUAUACUUUACACAUCAUGCUCUGUUUUUUAAAAAUGAGUGAAAAUAGUAAGGAAGAGUAAAGGUGUAUGAAGAGGGAGAAUUUGUUUGAGUACAGGAGGAAACAGAAUAUUAAUGAGGUAAGCAAGACAGGAGAAGAGAGAGGAUUGAAUGUAAUGGUAAGACGAUAAUUUCUGUAAAAAGCUGAGGAAAGCAAAAAGAACAAGCUGCACUGACAAAUGUCUCAUUUUCAUUCUUUGUUUACAUGCAUGUUUACAUGUUGUUAUAUGUUUACAUGUUGCUAUUUUUUCUGUCAACAUAUUCUGUUCUAUAUGCACUUUUAAAAUAUGUCAGUAUUGUUUAUUUCCUUUAAUUGUAAUUACAAUUGUUCAAUGUAGACAGAAGUUAAUUGAGUGAACUGAAAGUAAAGAGAUAAAAGGAGGAGCAAAGGUUAAAGAGAAGAGGGAGGAGCAAAAGGAAAGUGAAGUGGGAGGAGCAAGGUAGAAGGCAAGAAAGUAAAGGUGAAGAAAAGAGUGAAAGAGUUCAUAUCAGUUUCAUUGAUUAUACUGUCCUAUAUUUUAUACUGACACUUUUAUUGGCAAACUAAAAUGCACUUAACUUUUAAGUAACUGUGUUUAUGGUUAAGUGCUGUUACCGG